GUUGAAUCGAGGAGGUCAUAGUACUACGCAAGACCUCCGAUUUAUUCCUCCCACGGGUGGUCGUGAAGUGGACCAAAACGAAGCCCUCGCUUCACUACCGAGAACUCCUGCCCGACCGGUUAUUGCGUAUUACCCGCAAGGACAUAUGGAAUUUUUGCUCGGAGCUAUCGUAGGUGCAACUACUACCGCUACCGAUAUAUUCAAAUUUUUGAGGGUCGAAAAAAACAGCUGUUCAGGGUCCAAAAAAAAAGGGUCUCAGGGUUGCCGGAAUCCCGACGUCAGGCUGCGGAUCCGACCCUGCCGAAAGCCUGAAGACCGCACUGCUUCAUCAUCGUCGUAGCUAGUAAGAACACGCGACUUCAUCAUCAUCUUCAUGAGUUGUAAUUUGAUAAAGUGCUGGCACGUUAUAGUUAAAAGGUUUGGGGUUUAGGGUCUAAAGUCUUUAUUUGUGAACUAGCUAACUCCUCAGAAAAGAAGCUCAAAAAAAGUCGAAAGCUGGAAGCCAAUCCGGGCGGGACUGUCGCUCUGGCCCCACCUGGGGCCAGAGCGACAGUCCCGCCCGGAUUGGCUUCCAACUUUCGACUUUUUUUGAGCUUCUUUUCUGAGGAGUUAGCUAGUUCACAAAUGAAGAUUUUAUAUUAGCUAUAACGUGCCAGCACUUGAAGUAUUACAUUAAAUUACAACUCAUGAAGAUGAUGAAGUGUGUUCUUAUUAACUAUUCACGACGACGAUGAAGCAGUGUGGUCAGGCUGUCGGCACCAGGGUCGGAUCUGCAGCCUCCUUCGAGAUUCCGGCAACCCUGAACAGCUUUUUUCUUCGAUCCUCAGAACCUAUUUUUUCCGAUCCUCAGAAGCUGUUUUUUUCGACCCUCAAAAAUUGGAAUAUUCCGGUAGCGGUAGUAGUUGCACCUACGAUAGGAGCAGAACACGAACACCGUCCAGAUCCAGAAGCGAAGAAAAGUGGAGGUCUCGUCAGGAGGAGUGUUUCCACCAACAAAACGCGAGCAGACCAUUCUUUCCCCAUGGAAAUUGAAAAUUCUACUUGUUUCACGGGGGUUGAAGAUGAACAAGGAAGGCCUAAGGGUAAGGAUAUUCGUAUGCCGCACCAGAGGAACUGCAUCAAUCGCACGGUUGCUUCGCAAACUGCCUUUCGCCGGCUCCUAG
Messenger RNA from Amoebophrya sp. A120, 1163 nucleotides. NCBI's taxonomy places the organism in Eukaryota, Dinophyceae, Syndiniales, Amoebophryaceae. The record is from the annotation of a GenBank genome assembly.